CCAUCUCCCCUCAACUCUCCUCCGCCACUUCUCUCCCCCCACCUCCAACCACCUCCCCUAACUUCCAGCUCCAAGAGAAACUCCUCUUCUUGGAUUCUCUUGGCAUAGACUCUUUCCAUUGCCUCACUUCGCAUCCCCUUAUUAUCUCCUCUUCCUUAUCCGAUCUCAAAUCAAUUAUUGACUUUCUUUAUUCCAUCAAUCUCACCAUUCUUGAUAUCCGGCGCGUGCUACACAUGUGCCCGGACAUUUUAACCACACCACUUUCCUCCAUCCUCCGCCCCGCCGUCACCUUCUUGCUCCGGGAAGCUCACGUCACCGGUGACAAUCUUCCCUUUGUUCUCCGCCGCCGCCCCCGGCUGCUCACCAAAUCCGUAGAACAGAAUCUUCGACCCACCCUUUACUUCUUGCAGAGUACAAUUGGUAUUGAGGAUGUUUCAAAGUGCGCAACUUUACUCUCUUGUUCUGUGGAAACUAAGUUUAUACCCCGUUUGGAUUACUUUCAGAGAAUUGGGUUUUCGAGGAGAGAUGCGAAAGUGAUGUUUAGGAGGUUCCCAUCGUUGUUCUGUUACAGUAUAGAAGAGAAUUUGGAGCCGAAAUUCGAUUACUUUGUGGUGGAAAUGGGGAGGGAGUUGAAGGAAUUGACUGUGUUCCCUCAGUAUUUCUCAUUUAGCUUAGAGAAAAGGAUAAAACCGAGGCACAGGAUGUGUGUUGAGAAAGGGGUGUGCUUGUCAUUGCCUGUGAUGUUGAAGUCGCACGAAUCGCGAUUUCGUGAUAGGCUGGAUGUGUGUUGUAGCUCUUCUAUGCCGGGAGAACGAUGGAGAGUGUUCGAGGUUGAUUGAAUUUGCUUUUUGUGGUGUUCUUUUCCAGAAUAAGCAGUAGCAGGUGCAAUAUCUGUAUGCUAGGAUGUUAAGAUGCUAGGAUGAGGUGUUGAUUUUAGGUUUGAAGCAUUUGUUUUAUUUCUCUUCCCUACAAUUCGAUCGGCCCUUUCCUUACUUGAAUGAAGGAAGGGAUGAAUUCAUCAAUUGCCAUUUCCAGAA
Nicotiana tabacum (common tobacco) is the source of this 1037-nucleotide messenger RNA. Its product is annotated as protein SEEDLING LETHAL 1, chloroplastic. NCBI's taxonomy places the organism in Eukaryota, Viridiplantae, Streptophyta, Magnoliopsida, Solanales, Solanaceae. Gene Ontology annotation, biological process: regulation of DNA-templated transcription. The record is from RefSeq and is a predicted model, not a curated record. Gene Ontology annotation, molecular function: double-stranded DNA binding.